Messenger RNA from Helobdella robusta, 1020 nucleotides. RefSeq lists its product as hypothetical. The transcript is spliced from 2 exons. The coding region runs from base 1 to 1020 and encodes 339 amino acids. NCBI's taxonomy places the organism in Eukaryota, Metazoa, Annelida, Clitellata, Rhynchobdellida, Glossiphoniidae. The record is from RefSeq and is a predicted model, not a curated record.
AUGCAAAUACUGACUCCAAACCGAUGUCAUAAUGUGGAAAUAAUCGAAGAAGAAAUAUUCCAAGAACUCUAUGUACUACGAGACCAUCUCCAGGUGCUACUGCAAGAUUUAAUUAAUUUGUCGGAGUUACUGAAGCAGUUGCAAAAUAAUCUAAUAUCAACGAUAAAAGCUGAGUUUUGUCAUCCGCUCCAAGUUUAUCAGAAAAUAAAUCCUGACUUAAUAUCAAGAAUUAAAGAAAUCCUUCGUUUAAUCUGUUGCCGACGCAACAUCAGCAGCAGCAACCACAACAACAUCAACCACAACAACAACAUCAACCACAACAACAACAUCAACCACAACAACAACAUCAACCACAACAUCAACAUCAACCACAACAUCAACCACAACAUCAACAUCAACCACAACAUCAACAACAACAACUUCAUCAACAAUACCAUUAAAAACAGUCGGAACAACAUCAACAUCAGCAAUAAGACCGACACCACCAACAACAAACGAAAUAUCAGCGAAAGAAGUCCCUUCAAAAAUGGAACCGACAGCAAACCCAACAACAACAACAGAAACAACUGCAGUAGAAUCAACUGCAACAUCUUCAAACAUGUUGUCGCCAAAACAAGCUGCAACAAUUACAACGUCAACAAAGACGAUGACGACAUCAGCUUUUGCAACAUCACCGCCACCACCGCCACCACCACCACCACCACCACGCCCACUUCCGGCAGCAAUAUUUUCAUCUCUUCCGCCAUUACCGCAAACGUCACGCGUUCAAAAAGCAAAAAAUGUAGCGUCAGCAUCGACUACAUCAGCCACAACAACUGCAACGUUGUCGACAACGACGACGACGAGAUCAGAAUCAUCAAUUACGAUAUCAAGAGCACAACCAACAACGACAACAUCAACAACAACAGCAUCAACAUCGUCUGUAGCAGCAGCAGGACCAGCCGCUGCAGUAGCUUCAACAGCAUCUGCAAGAGAAGCACCAGCUCCAACAGCAAACAGACCGAACCUGAAGCCGUCUAA